Molecule: messenger RNA, 2285 nt
Organism: Papaver somniferum (opium poppy)
Lineage: Eukaryota; Viridiplantae; Streptophyta; Magnoliopsida; Ranunculales; Papaveraceae
Product: phosphatidylinositol/phosphatidylcholine transfer protein SFH12-like
Exons: 15
Coding region: 152-1984 (610 amino acids)
Source: RefSeq, a predicted model, not a curated record
CUCAAUUAUUCAGUUUCUAUACAAGGUCUAAUUUUAGUGUUCUGCUUUUUAUGAUCAGAGGAUAAUCCGGGUGUUUUAUACAACAUUUCUCUCCGACUUCCAAAGUCAUUGAUUUUUCGCCCGGAGGAGUGCGAGAUCACAACGAAGAAAUAUGGGUGACCUCGACCGAUCCUCAAGACUCGUUCUUGAAAAAUCGGAUGUUGAACAGUCUGAGGAUGAGAGAAAGACUAGGAUCGGAUCUCUGAGACGAAGAGCAAUAAAUGCAUCUUCAAAGUUCAGGAAUUCCCUGAAAAGGGGUAGGAGAAGUAGUCGAGUUAUGUCUGUUGCCAUUGAGGAUGUUCGCAAGGAAGAGGAAGUACUAGCUGUCGAUGCUUUCCGCCAAGCCCUGAUAUUGGAAGAGUUGCUUCCUUCAAAGCACGAUGAUUAUCAUUUGAUGCUCAGAUUCUUGAAAGCCAGAAAAUUCGAUGUUGAGAAAACAAAACAAAUGUGGUCUGACAUGCUUCAGUGGAGGAAGGAAUUUGGUGCUGAUACAAUUAUGGAGAAUUCUCUUGUUUCGUCUCAUGCAUUUCAGGAUUUUGAAUUUACUGAACUCGAGCAAGUUCGUGAGUAUUAUCCUCAAGGACACCACGGAGUAGAUAAGGAAGGACGACCUGUUUAUAUUGAAAGAUUGGGUAAAAUCGAUGUUCCAAAGUUGAUGCAAGUUACAACCAUGGACCGAUAUCUGAAAUAUCACGUCCAGGAAUUUGAAAGGACCUUCAUUACUAAGUUCCCAGCUUGUUCAAUUGCGGCAAAAAAGCACAUCGACCAGAGUACAACCAUCUUAGAUGUGCAGGGAGUGGGACUCAAAAACUUCAACAAAGCUGCUAGGGAUCUUCUUCAGCGCCUUCAAAAGAUUGAUGGUGACAACUAUCCUGAGACUUUGUGCCGCAUGUUCAUCAUCAAUGCAGGCCCUGGCUUUAGGAUGUUGUGGAACACUGUCAAAUCUUUCCUUGACCCAAAAACCACAGCAAAGAUCCAUGUUCUUGGAAACAAGUACCAAUGCAAGUUGCUUGAAGUAAUUGAUGCUAGUGAGUUGCCAGAGUUUUUGGGUGGUACUUGCACUUGUGCUGAACACGGUGGUUGCAUGCUCUCAGAUAAAGGGCCGUGGAAGAACCCUGAAAUUUUGAAGGCUGUCCAAAAUGGUGAAGCCAAAUGUACCAAGACCGUGAGCACUCCGGAUGAGAAGACUAUUUCCGAGGAUGAGAUUGUAUACCCAACAAAGGGAUGUGACUCUUCUACUGUGGAAACGUUUUUGGAAGCAGAUGCCCUCUCUCCCAAACUACCAAGAGAAAAAAUUGAGCAUCCCCAACUCUCUCCUGUGCGUGAGGAAUUUCAAGCUAGCAAAGCAGCAUUCCCCAACCUCUACAAGUACGACGACUUCAUGCCCAUGGUUGACAAGAGCGUGGAUGCUACCUGGAACACCAUGACACAAAAUGAUAAACUCGCUUUUGCUCAAGUGGCAGCUUGUUUCCCUGUUGUUAAUGCUGGCAAGGGUCAUGAAGGAAUCAGUUCUCAGAUCUUUACUGCAAUCAUGGCAUUCAUUAUGGGAAUUAUCGCUAUGAUCAGAUUGACACGCAGCAUGCCAAAGAGGUUGACAGAUGCCAACCUCUAUUCUACCCAAGUUUACGGUGUCGACACCAUGGUUAAAGUUCAGGCCCCAAACCAAUGUCCCGUGGCCACCAUUUCUGGCCCUGAAUACUACGCUAUCAUGAAGCGCAUGGCUGAUUUGGAAGAUAAGGUGACUGGUCUAAGCUCGAAACCUGCAACAAUGCCAGCUGAUAAAGAAGAAAUGUUGAAUGCUGCUCUAAACCGUGUUGAUGCUUUGGAGCAAGAACUUUUGACGACUAAAAAGGCUCUGGACGAAGCCCUUGCAAAACAGGAGGAACUUUUAGCUUACAUCGACAAGAAGAAAAAGAAGAAGAAGUUGAAAUUGUUUGGUUUCUGAUUGGAAAAGAAUCCUUUUAGAAGAAAGCCGUUAACGUGAUGCUCGGACUCAGGCGUAUAUAUCAUGUUAAAAUAUGUGUGUAUAUUGGUGUUUGUGGUUUUAGUGAUCUUGGUGGUAGCUGUAUCUUUCAGCUCUUCAAAUCUCUAUCCAAUUGUAUUAUGUUUUGUUUUUGAAACUCCCAAACAAGGUCGAGAAUUUGGUUGCAUACGAAGGUUCCCAGUCUUCAACACUUGUAUGCAUCUGUUAAUAAAUCGCGGCAAGCGUUAUUAAAUAUCCUAUAAAUUUUCGUUUUUACACUAUC